UAGGUUUUUGACAUCACACCCGCCAUGCAGAUUACAACCGCGACGCAGACAAUGUUUUUUUGUAAUCGCUGCCAAUGGGUUGCGGCAGCUCGGUGGCUUCCCAAUACAAGGGUGGCGCGGGCAACUUGAAGACGUGUCCCGCGUGCCCUGCGCGCCCUGUGGAGAACCAGGCGAGCCAAAGUGGCAAAAAACCCAAAGAGUUGCGCAUUUCCUCCACUGCUUUAAAAUUCCUGGCGCAGGGUUCUUCCCCAGAUGUAAGCGCUAUUCAUUACGCUCAUUACGCUCCAGAGAUCGGAUUGAAGAAAGUGGGGAGAGUUGAAGCAGACAACACGCACAACUUCGCCUCAGAAGGAGCUGGCUGCAACGGUGGACACCUUGGCCCAUGGGACAAGGAGGAUUUGAGUUUUGGGCCAAGUUGUGGACCUCUGGAGUUUCAACCUUUCGACCGAGAUAAGAUUUCACGUUUGCCCAUCCAAAAGCCAUGUACUGCAGGUGCACCCUUUGCUGGUUCUCAAUCUUACAUUGUGGGAGGUGUUUUGGCCAAGACGGACAACUGUGAGGUAUAUUUGGGUGCAUUUAGCAGGACCAAAGUUGCAGUGAAGCGAAUCUCCAAGGAACUAUCUGCGCAACCAUUUCAGACACAUGUGAAUGAGGUUCGGUGCUUGCUCCGACUCCAACACGAGCGUAUAGUAAAGCUUCUUGGGGUCUUUGAUUCUGGUGACUCCUUGGACAUAGUUCUGGAGUAUUGCCGGAAAGGUGCUUUGCGCAACUAUGUCACUGAAAACUGUAACCCUGAGCACCUUUUCCAAAUCCUUUGUGAUGUGGCGGAAGCUUUGACAUUUAUGCAUGGUGAAUGGUUUGCGCACUUGGACAUCAAGCCCCACAACAUUUUGGUUGAAGAUGUGGAGCAGGAUUCUGGCUUGCACUAGUCAAAAAGGUACGAAACGCUGGCCUCUUCCCCAAACAGGUCAGGAUUUAGUAGGGGGUUGUCGAACAGAUAGGCGCCAACCGGUGCAAACUUGAGACAUCCAAGGUCAUACAUUGGUAGUAACAAGGGCAUUACUAGGAACAA
This is a messenger RNA of Durusdinium trenchii, 1072 nucleotides long. Lineage: Eukaryota; Dinophyceae; Suessiales; Symbiodiniaceae. The record is from the annotation of a GenBank genome assembly.